This is a messenger RNA of Thalassophryne amazonica, 5920 nucleotides long. RefSeq names its product myosin heavy chain, fast skeletal muscle-like. Bases 1 to 5814 code for a protein of 1937 amino acids. Lineage: Eukaryota; Metazoa; Chordata; Actinopteri; Batrachoidiformes; Batrachoididae. Gene Ontology annotation, cellular component: myosin complex. Gene Ontology annotation, molecular function: cytoskeletal motor activity; ATP binding; actin filament binding. The record is from RefSeq and is a predicted model, not a curated record. The transcript has 39 exons.
AUGAGUAUGGACGCAGAAAUGGAGUGUUUUGGCCCAGCCGCCAUUUACCUCCGAAAACCAGAGAGAGAAAGAAUUGAAGCUCAGAACACUCCAUUCGAUGCCAAAACAGCUUACUUUGUGGCUGAAUCGAAUGAGAUGUACUUGAAGGGAAAAUUGGUGAAGAGAGAAGGUGGCAAAGCUACUGUGGAAUCUCUCUGUGGAAAGUCCCUCACUGUAAAAGAGGAUGACAUAUUCCCUAUGAAUCCUCCAAAGUUCGAUAAGAUCGAGGACAUGGCCAUGAUGACCCACCUCAGUGAGCCCGCUGUGCUGUAUAACCUCAAAGAGCGUUACGCAGCCUGGAUGAUCUACACCUACUCUGGGUUGUUCUGCGUCACUGUGAACCCCUACAAGUGGCUCCCUGUGUACGACUCUGUGGUUGUAGCAGGAUACAGAGGCAAAAAGAGGGUCGAGGCUCCACCGCACAUCUUCUCCAUCUCUGAUAAUGCCUAUCAGUUCAUGCUCACGGACCGUGAAAAUCAGUCCAUCCUGAUCACUGGAGAAUCCGGUGCAGGAAAGACUGUCAACACCAAACGUGUCAUCCAGUACUUUGCGACAAUUGCAGUUGCUGGAGGAAAGAAAACUGAGCAAACUGCUGGAAAGAUGCAGGGGUCGCUGGAGGAUCAAAUCAUUGCAGCCAAUCCCCUGCUGGAGGCUUAUGGUAAUGCCAAAACUGUGAGGAAUGACAAUUCAUCCCGCUUUGGUAAAUUCAUCAGAAUCCACUUUGGAACAACUGGGAAGUUGGCCUCCGCGGACAUUGAAACUUAUCUGCUGGAGAAGUCUCGGGUGACGUUCCAGCUGUCAGCUGAGAGAAGCUACCACGUCUUCUAUCAGCUCAUGACCGGCCACAGGCCCGAGCUGCUGGAGGCUCUGCUGAUCACAACCAACCCAUACGACUAUCCCAUGAUCAGUCAGGGUGAAAUUACUGUCAAGAGCAUCAAUGAUGUUGAAGAGUUUCUUGCCACUGAUACUGCUAUCGACAUCCUGGGCUUCAGUGGAGAAGAGAAAAUCGGUAUGUACAAGCUGACUGGAGCUGUGCUGCAUCACGGAAACAUGAAAUUCAAGCAGAAACAGCGUGAGGAGCAGGCUGAGCCUGAUGGCACUGAGGUGGCUGAUAAAAUCUCCUAUCUCAUGGGCCUGAACUCCGCGGACCUGCUGAAGGCGCUGUGCUACCCAAGGGUCAAAGUGGGAAAUGAGUAUGUCACUAAAGGUCAGACUGUUCCACAGGUACACAAUUCAGUCAUGGCUCUCUGCAAGUCUGUCUAUGAGAAAAUGUUUCUGUGGAUGGUCGUCAGAAUCAAUGAGAUGUUAGACACGAAGCAGCCCAGACAGUUCUUCAUCGGUGUGCUCGACAUUGCUGGGUUUGAAAUUUUUGAUUUCAACAGCUUGGAGCAGCUGUGCAUCAACUUCACCAAUGAAAAGCUGCAACAGUUUUUCAACCACCACAUGUUUGUCCUGGAGCAAGAAGAGUACAAAAAAGAGGGUAUUGAAUGGGAGUUCAUUGACUUUGGUAUGGACUUGGCUGCCUGCAUUGAGCUGAUAGAGAAGCCAAUGGGCAUUUUCUCCAUCCUUGAAGAGGAGUGCAUGUUCCCCAAGGCUACAGACACGACCUUCAAAAAUAAGUUGUAUGACCAACAUCUUGGUAAAAGCAAGUCCUUUGAGAAGCCAAAGCCAGCCAAAGGCAAAGCUGAGGCUCACUUCUCUUUGGUGCACUAUGCUGGCACCGUGGACUAUAACAUUGUUGGAUGGCUUGACAAAAAUAAAGACCCACUGAAUGACUCAGUUGUUCAACUCUACCAGAAGUCCUCAGUUAAGCUGUUGUCAUUCCUGUAUGCAUCCCAUGCCUCAGCAGAAGCUGAGAGUGGUGGUGGCAAGAAAGCUGGCAAAAAGAAGGGCGGUUCCUUCCAGACUGUGUCUGCACUCUUCAGGGAGAACUUGGGAAAGCUGAUGACAAAUUUGAGGAGCACACACCCACAUUUUGUGCGCUGCUUGAUCCCCAAUGAAUCGAAGACACCAGGCCUGAUGGAGAACCACCUCGUCAUCCACCAGCUGAGGUGUAACGGUGUGCUGGAAGGCAUCAGGAUCUGCAGAAAGGGCUUUCCAAGCAGAAUCCUCUACGGUGACUUCAAGCAGAGGUAUAAAGUACUGAAUGCUAGUGUCAUCCCAGAGGGUCAGUUUAUUGACAAUAAGAAGGCCUCUGAAAAACUACUUGGUUCCAUUAAUGUGGAUCACUCUCAGUACAAGUUUGGCCAUACUAAGGUGUUCUUCAAAGCCGGCUUGUUGGGAACUCUGGAGGAGAUGAGGGACGAGAAACUGGCUGAGCUGGUCACAAUGACCCAGGCCCUUUGCAGAGGCUUCCUAAUGAGACGAGAGUUUGUCAAGAUGAUGGAAAGGAGAGAUGCCAUUUUCUCAAUUCAGUACAACAUUCGCUCAUUCAUGAAUGUCAAAACUUGGCCAUGGAUGAAGUUGUACUUCAAAAUAAAGCCUCUUCUGAAGAGUGCAGAGACUGAGAAGGAGAUGGCUCAAAUGAAAGAAGACUUUGAAAAAACCAAAGAGGACCUAGCAAAGGCUUUAGCUAAGAAGAAAGAACUUGAAGAAAAAAUGGUUUCCCUGCUGCAGGAGAAGAAUGACCUGCUGUUGCAAGUGCAGUCUGAAAGUGAGAAUUUAUCUGAUGCAGAGGACAGGUGUGAAGGACUCAUCAAGAGUAAGAUCCAGCUCGAGGCCAAACUCAAAGAGACGUCUGAGAGGCUGGAGGAUGAGGAGGAGAUCAAUGCUGAGUUGACAGCAAAGAAGAGGAAGCUGGAGGACGAGUGCUCUGAGCUGAAGAAAGACAUUGAUGACUUAGAACUCACCCUUGCCAAAGUGGAGAAGGAAAAACACGCCACUGAGAACAAGGUCAAAAACCUGGUUGAAGAAAUGAGUUCUCAAGAUGAGACCAUUGCGAAAUUGAGCAAGGAGAAGAAAGCCUUCCAAGAGGCCCAUCAGCAGACUCUUGAUGAUCUUCAAGCAGAGGAAGACAAAGUCAACACUCUGACCAAGUCCAAGACCAAGCUGGAACAGCAAGUGGAUGAUCUUGAAGGUUCUCUGGAGCAAGAAAAGAAGCUCCGUAUGGAUCUUGAGCGAGCUAAGAGGAAGCUUGAAGGGGAUCUUAAACUGGCCCAAGAAUCCAUAAUGGAUCUGGAGAAUGACAAACAGCAGUCUGAGGAAAAAAUAAAGAAGAAAGACUUUGAGGUGAACCAGCUCCUAAGUAAGAUUGAGGAUGAGCAGACCCUUGGAAUUCAGCUGCAGAAAAAGAUUAAAGAACUGCAGGCACGUAUUGAGGAGUUGGAAGAGGAGAUCGAAGCUGAGCGGGCUGUUCGGGCCAAAGUGGAGAAACAGAGGUCCGAUCUCUCCAGGGAACUUGAAGAGAUCAGUGAGCGUCUGGAGGAAGCCGGCGGAGCGACUGCUGUUCAAAUUGAGAUGAACAAGAAGCGCGAAGCUGAGUUCCAGAAGCUGCGUCGUGACCUAGAAGAGGCCACCCUGCAGCACGAGGCCACCGCCGCAGCUCUCCGCAAGAAGCAGGCUGACAGCGUGGCAGAGCUGGGAGAACAGAUCGAUAACCUGCAGCGUGUCAAACAGAAGCUGGAGAAGGAGAAAAGUGAAUACAAGAUGGAGAUCGAUGACCUCUCAAGCAAUAUGGAGGCCAUUGCCAAAACAAAGGGAAAUCUUGAAAAGAUGUGCAGGACAUUAGAAGAUCAGCUGAGUGAGCUCAAAUCCAAGAAUGAUGAAAAUGUCCGUCAACUAAAUGACACGAGUGUACAAAGAGCUCGAUUGCAAACUGAAAACGGUGAAACUGCACGGCAGCUGGAAGAGAAAGAAGCGCUUGUUUCUCAGCUGACAAGAGGCAAGCAGGCUUACACGCAGCAGAUCGAAGAGCUGAAGAGACACAUCGAAGAAGAAGUUAAGGCCAAGAAUGCCCUGGCUCACACCGUUCAGUCAUCUCGCCAUGACUGUGACCUGCUCAGAGAGCAGUAUGAGGAGGAGCAGGAGGCCAAAGCUGAGCUGCAACGUGCAAUGUCCAAGGCCAACAGUGAGGUGGCACAGUGGAGAACCAAAUAUGAGACUGAUGCCAUCCAGCGCACCGAGGAGCUGGAGGAGGCAAAGAAGAAGCUUGCUCAGCGUCUCCAGGACGCAGAGGAGUCCAUUGAAGCUGUGAAUGCUAAAUGUGCCUCUCUGGAAAAGACAAAACAGCGUCUGCAGGGUGAGGUGGAAGAUCUGAUGAUUGAUGUGGAGAGAGCUAAUGCUCUGGCUGCCAACCUUGACAAGAAGCAGAGGAACUUUGAUAAGGUUCUUGCUGAGUGGAAGCAGAAGUAUGAGGAGAGCCAGGCCGAGCUGGAGGGGUCUCAGAAGGAGGCACGCUCUCUAAGCACGGAGUUGUUCAAAAUGAAAAACUCCUAUGAAGAAGCUUUGGACCAGCUGGAGACCCUGAAGAGGGAGAACAAGAACCUGCAACAGGAAAUCUCGGAUUUGAGUGAACAGCUUGGAGACACCGGUAAAACAAUUCAUGAGCUUGAGAAAGGGAAGAAGACGUUGGAAAGUGAGAAAUCAGAAAUCCAGACGGCUCUGGAAGAAGCUGAGGCGACAUUGGAGCAUGAAGAAUCCAAAAUUCUCCGUGUUCAACUUGAGCUCACCCAAGUCAAGAGUGAAACUGAGAGAAAACUUACAGAGAAAGAUGAGGAGAUGGAGCAGAUGAAGAGGAACAGUCAGAGAGUGAUUGAGUCCAUGCAGAGCACUUUGGACUCUGAGGUGAGGAGCAGGAACGAUGCCCUGAGAAUCAAGAAGAAGAUGGAAGGAGAUCUUAAUGAGAUGGAGGUCCAGCUGAGCCAUGCCAACCGCCAGGCAGCUGAAGCCCAGAAACAGCUGAGAAACGUCCAGGGACAACUUAAGGAUGCUCAACUUCAUCUUGAUGAUGCCAUAAGAAGCCAGGAAGACAUGAAGGAGCAGGUAGCCAUGGUGGAGCGCAGGAACAACCUGAUGAUGGCUGAAAUCGAGGAGUUGAGAGCUGCACUGGAGCAAACAGAGAGAGGCCGCAAAGUUGCUGAACAGGAGCUGGUUGAUGCCAGCGAGCGUGUGGGGCUGCUGCAUUCACAGAAUACCAGCCUCAUCAAUACCAAGAAGAAGCUGGAAGCUGACCUUCUUCAGGUCCAAGGCGAAGUAGAAGAUUGUGUUCAGGAAGCAAGAAAUGCUGAAGAAAAGGCCAAGAAGGCCAUCACUGAUGCUGCCAUGAUGGCAGAAGAACUGAAGAAGGAGCAGGACACCAGUGCUCAUUUGGAGAGGAUGAAAAAGAACCUGGAAGUCACCGUGAAGGACCUGCAGCACCGCCUGGAUGAAGCAGAGAAUCUUGCCAUGAAGGGCGGCAAGAAGCAGCUCCAGAAACUGGAGGCCAGGGUUCGUGAGCUUGAAGCCGAAGUUGAAGCUGAGCAGCGACGAGGUGCAGAAGCUGUCAAAGGUGUUCGGAAAUAUGAGAGAAAAGUGAAGGAGCUCGCUUACCAGACCGAGGAGGAUAAAAAGAAUGUCAGCAGACUUCAGGAUCUGGUGGACAAGCUGCAGCUGAAAGUGAAAGCAUAUAAGAGACAAUCUGAGGAGGCUGAGGAGCAGGCCAACACUCACAUGUCCAAGCUCAGGAAGGUUCAGCACGAGCUGGAAGAAGCUCAGGAGCGAGCCGACAUUGCCGAGUCUCAGGUCAACAAACUGAGGGCCAAGAGUCGUGAAAUUGGAAAAGGAAAGGAUGAAGAAUGAGCUGCAACGUCUGUGGGAGAUGAAAUGAGAAUCAUAAAAUAUGGUUUUCCAUUGAAAUGCGCUCACUUAAUAAAUACCUAUGUGCAAUAAAUUCUGUUGUCAGUCA